Momordica charantia (bitter melon) is the source of this 1670-nucleotide messenger RNA. Its product is annotated as SEC12-like protein 2. The record is from RefSeq and is a predicted model, not a curated record. NCBI's taxonomy places the organism in Eukaryota, Viridiplantae, Streptophyta, Magnoliopsida, Cucurbitales, Cucurbitaceae. Gene Ontology annotation, biological process: endoplasmic reticulum to Golgi vesicle-mediated transport. Gene Ontology annotation, molecular function: guanyl-nucleotide exchange factor activity; protein binding. Gene Ontology annotation, cellular component: endoplasmic reticulum membrane.
UCAAACUUUGGGGAGAAAGAAGAAGCGAAGAAAGGCCCCCGAAGGAAUAGCCUAGAUUCUCGCUCAGUUUCGUACCAAAUCAGACACGGCCAUAGACAGAGCUUCGAGCUUUGAGACACACAAAUGGGAAGCAACGACACUCCCGACCCUUCCAAUUCUCGCAAGUAUGGCGUCCCUUUCUACGCAGCCGCGUGGAUUCCUCCCACUUCUGUGAAAUCGGAGGACGAACCUCCACCAUCUGAAAAUGAUCCAAAUCAAUCCGGUGAUGAUGACAAAUCUCUUCCACCGCCCCAGACCACCGCAGUUGAUUACUACGUAGCCGCCGCUGGCGGUGGCGGUGAAGGCCGGAGUGGGAUUUCCAAUGCCCUCAUCCUCGCUCAUUUCGAUUUUGAAUCCCGCUCGCUCUCUGAUCAGCCUGUUGAAAAAUAUGGAACUGGUUCCGAUUUGCCUUACAGAAUGGCUGUUCAUCCAGCUGGAGAUGGAAUUAUUUGUUCUUUGCCAAAAAGUUGCAGCUUUUUAAAAUUGGAUAUCAAAAAGGAUGCUGGAGUUCAAAAGCUUGGGCUAAAACUCUCCCAGGAGGUGCUUAGCCAAUUGGAAGAUGUUGGACUGCAGUUAGCUUUGGCAUUUAACAAUGAAGGUUCUUUGCUUGCUACUGGUGGUGAGGACGGUAAUUUAAGGGUCUUCAAGUGGCGUAGCUUGGAAAUUAUUCUCAAUGAGCCCAAUGCUCAUUCUACUGUAAAGGACUUGGAUUUCAGUCCUGAUGGUAAAUAUCUGGUCUCAUUAGGUGGCCCUUGUAGAGUGUGGGAUGUGACUUCAUCAACAGUUCUAACUGCUCUUACAAAAGAAAAUGAUGAGGUUUUUAUCUCAUGCAGAUUUUCUUUGACCAACGACAGUAAUAUGGUUUUAUAUAUCGCUGCAGUGACUGGCAGAGGUGGAAGCAUUAUAACCUGGAAUACAACCACAUGGAGGAGAGUAGCCUCAAAGCUCAUAACUCGUGAUAAUAUUACUGCAUUCAAUGUUUCAGCUAAUGGAAAGCUCCUUGCCUGUGGUACAACUCAAGGAGAUGUUCUGAUCAUAAAUUCAACCAGCAUGCGAGUUCAAAAGAUUGUUAAAAAGGCACACCUUGGUUUUGUUACUGCAUUGAGCUUUUCUCACGAUUCAAGGGCUUUGGCUUCUGCAUCAAUGGACUCGAGUGCUAGGGUGACUGUAAUUGAGGAGGAGGAGAAAAAAGGAAUGAGCUUGUGGAUCAUCAUAUUCGUCUUGCUAAUUGCUAUAGUCGCAUAUUUUAGCAAGAAUGCUGAAUUUCUUAAUCUCGAUCUUCCCAGUUUUUCUAGUGGUUAAACGAACGUGGACUAUCGAAGAACUUAUCAGAGAUCACAAUUUGACUUGGAAUUGAUUUUCCCAUUCUCAGUAUUUUUUAUAUUCAAAUUCAAAUAAGCAGUGUUCUGAUUCUAUCAUAUAGUUAAAGUCCCCACAUUUUUGUUCAUGUUUAGAAAUGAAAUCUUCUUGAAUCUACUUGGUAAGUUAUUUCCAUUCCUCAUCUCUCCCCUCUAACAUUAAAGUAUAGUCGAGAAUAUGGGAUGAUACGUUCAAAUUUCAAUGAAUGUGUAUGUUGGAUAUAUUGUCAAAAAAAUGGUUGAUUGCAAUAAAGAUUGUCCAGAAAGUGAGUA